This is a messenger RNA of Diaporthe batatas, 1319 nucleotides long. RefSeq lists its product as uncharacterized. NCBI's taxonomy places the organism in Eukaryota, Fungi, Ascomycota, Sordariomycetes, Diaporthales, Diaporthaceae. The record is from RefSeq and is a predicted model, not a curated record. The transcript has 2 exons. Gene Ontology annotation, molecular function: oxidoreductase activity, acting on NAD(P)H, oxygen as acceptor. Gene Ontology annotation, cellular component: intracellular anatomical structure. Bases 83 to 925 code for a protein of 280 amino acids.
UUAAGACCCUACACGUGUUCAUCUUGCACACCUCAUGAAACUCAUUGAACUGGGUAGCCUGUGAAAAAUACAGCAUCUCGACAUGGCAUCGAUCUUCAAGGCAGGACACACGGCCGUCAUCACGGGAGGCGCAUCCGGCGUUGGCCUCUCGCUGGCCAAGAAAUGCUUCAACAACGGCAUGAAAGUGCUUGUUGCUGACUGGGAUGAGGAAACGCUCAAGGCAGCCCCGAAGAACGUUGGCGGGGACAUCGGCACGAUCAAGGUCGACGUCAGCAAGACGGAUGAUUGGGCUACGCUCAAGAGCCGGGUCGAUAAGGACCUCAACGGCCAGGUCAACCUGCUGGCCCUCAACGCAGGCUUCGGGCUGAAGUCGUCCUGGGACUCGCCCGACGCUUUCCGACAGACUAUGGACGUUAACUUCUUCGGCGUGAUCAACGGGAUAAGCAGCCUGCUUCCCAACGUAAAGUCGACGGCUUCCUCCGGCUCGCCCAGCGCCGUGGUGAUCACAGGCUCCAAGCAAGGCAUCACGAACCCGCCUGGGAACCCGGCGUACAACGCCUCCAAGUCUGCGGUGAAGGCUGUCGCCGAACACCUGUCAUUCGACCUGCGUGACGAGAAGAACCUCUCUGUGCACCUACUAGUUCCGGGCUGGACCUUCACAGGUCUCUGCGGCAACCGGCCCGGAGAGGGCAAGGAGAAACCGGACGGCGCAUGGUGGCCUGACCAGGUUGUGGACUUUCUGGAGAAGAAAAUGGACGAGGGUCAAUUCUGGGUCCUGUGCCCGGAUGACCAGGUUACCGAGGAUCUGGAUCGCAAACGGAUGCUCUGGGGCGCCUCGGACGCCAUUGAGGGAAGGCCACCACUCACGAGAUGGCGUGAUGAAUGGAAGGCGAAGCACCAGGAAUGGGUUGAAAAGCAGAAGUAGACUCUGAACCAGGCCAACUUGUGGGCUUCACGGUGGAAGUAUGGCUAGCGCAAAUCAGCGUUGAAUGAAGGUGAUGGCUAAUGCUCACUGCCUUGGGUGUGAUAUAAACCUCUAUAUCAACAACUUCGGGCGACAAUAUGGCUUCUGCACAAGCGAAAUCUAAUGCAGCUUAUGCAAGAAGAGAUCCUAGUAUCUCACACGACUACGUGGGUAUUUAGCGCCUUGUGCAGCGACCUUAGCCGCGAGGCCAACCGUGGUAAACCUUGGAGGCAGACUGCGCCAAGGAGGUCUAAGUGGAUGUACAUCGCGGCGUCCAUGUCAUGCUUCUUUCUAUAUUGCCAGCACUAGUACUCGUUACAGGCCAAACCCUUCCUGAGAGCCUGCCAAAUGUCAC